AUGAUAUGCUCGACACACGAAGCUGCAUCCGCGCAGGCGGAACGGGUCCAGCCAAAGAACAAAGAUAUCGUUGUUAUCGGCAGGCGGCCUAAGUCGCCGGUAGACGACAUCAAGCCUGACGAUACCGUUUCGGACACUGCAAUAAAGAGCCUUGGGCUCGAUUCGAUUGGCGAGGUGAUCGAGCGCCUCCGUCAGCGGUAUGGGGCGGACUUUUCCGUCAUCGUGAAUGGUCGCCUGGUAGGCUCGCUUGAUGCGGUGACCUCACUUCCUCCCGAGGCGUUGGCGAAGAUCGACAUUCUCCCACCCCUGGCUGCCGGGCGCUUCGGGCUGCGGGGCGGCCAGAGGGUGCUAAACCUUCAGCUAAGGCCGAAAUUCCAUACGAUAACAGGCGAUGGUCGCAUCAGCGGCACCACAGAGGGCGGCGGAGACUCCGAGGCCGCAACGUCGCGCUACGCCGAUAUCAACGGCGACCGUCGCAUGAACGCUGCCGUGACCUAUCAACGAUCCUCUCCACUCCGCGCCUCGGAGCGGGGGGUCAACGAUAGCGAGGAUCCCCUGCUGAUACCCAGCUCCACGCUGGUCCCGAAGUCACAGAGCCUCGCGACGACAAUCGGGCUUGCCGGCCCUCUUGGGGCCAGCAACUAUGAUCUGUCGUUGAGCGGUGAUGCGUCCGACCAACGAGCAUCUGAUGUCGCGCUAUUGGCAUUUGGGGCGCCGUCCGGGCGAUCUCUCACGCGUACGACCUCGCAGCGUAGCCUUCGGGCUACCAUGACGAUCAACGGCACUUUAGGGAGGCAAUUCUGGUCGUUCACGGCGGGGACGGGGCUGAACUGGCUACGCGCGUCAAGCGGCGCGACGGUCGACGGGACUGGCAGUAUCUGGCAGUUGUCUGUGAACCAGAGCCUCCGGGCAGGCUUGACGGGUGGUAUAUUCAAAUUGCCCGCGGGUGAGGCAAUCUUAUCCUCAAGUCUUCAAUUCACUGCGAAUAACCUGCGCUCUACCCUGUAUGGCGGAACCGAACAAAGGUCCGUGAGACAAUCGAAUGGCAUUAUUUCCACGGAAGACCUUCGAUUGCCAUUGACCAAGCGCACGAGCCGAAUGGGCGAAUUAUCUUUCAAUGUCGGUACGCAAACGACACAUCAAACUCCAUUCGGGAAUGCCUUUUCCUAUCACUACGGCGCGGAGUGGCGUCCAGAUCCCACCGCAUUGGUGGAGGCGAUCCUUCCUGGUCGAUUCGUGCGAUCAUCUGACGGAACCCUCCUGUCGUAUGACAGCCGACCUAUAAUUGGUGUUAGAGAGUCACAGCGGCGCCUUUCAUGGAAUCUCAAUAUCAACGGCACCUUGAUACCGACUCGGCAGGAUAGAUCCGACCCGUCGCGGUUGAGGGAUGGAAUUAGCUGGUUCGCGAGCAUCAAUCAUGACUUCACGCUAAGCGAUGACAUCGAGAUCAGCGGCAAUCAACCGGUCGUAAACACUCUGUUGUCGCCGCUUAGCAUCUCUAGUUCCGCGCCGGCGAGGCACCGUGUCACGUUCCAGGGAUCGAUAAACGGGCGGACAUUUGGAGCGAAUUUCAACGCGUCAUGGAAGAGUGGCAGUCGAGAGGGGGGGCUGUCGACCGGCAGUUUCGCAGCGUCUUCCGUAAUACCUCUAUGGCUGCUUGGCGCAGAUGCCUACUACAAUAUCAGUCAGAAUACAGUGGAUCCUGGUAACCCCGAGUCGUUCACGGUACGGCUCGCGAUUACCAAUAUUCUCAACGCCAGACCUGUCGUGGAGGGUGCUAAUCGGAAAACCUAUGGCCUGAUCUCUGAUCCACUAGGAAGAACUAUUACUCUCUCGCUUAGGAAGGCGUUUUAG
Messenger RNA from Cylicocyclus nassatus, 1854 nucleotides. The record is from the annotation of a GenBank genome assembly. NCBI's taxonomy places the organism in Eukaryota, Metazoa, Nematoda, Chromadorea, Rhabditida, Strongylidae.